Messenger RNA from Trichoderma harzianum CBS 226.95, 1346 nucleotides. RefSeq lists its product as hypothetical. Lineage: Eukaryota; Fungi; Ascomycota; Sordariomycetes; Hypocreales; Hypocreaceae. The coding region runs from base 169 to 1197 and encodes 342 amino acids. The record is from RefSeq and is a predicted model, not a curated record. The transcript is spliced from 3 exons.
GAUGAUCAACUGAUGGACAUGUGCUCAACAUCUUUGCAUGGCAGGUUCACCCAUCUGAAUCUUUACAGUAUUGUAAUUUUUUUUUUAUUUUGCAGAAGCUGCGUCUCAAAGCAUUAUUGUGAUCGCUGGUCGACGAAAUAGGAUGCUUGCAACGACGCCAGCUUCGUCAUGGAUCCUACACUUCUUAUCCACUGGCUGUUCAGCUGCCUGGCACUCCUCAUCAUGGGGAUUAGGCUUUGGGGGAGGAAAAAUGCUCGACAAGACUUCAACCUAGGCGAUCGCCUUACCAUGGCCGCUGCUGCGUGCGCUCUGAUCAGACUUGGAAUGAUUCAUGUUGUCUUGACUUGGGGCACGAAUAACAUGACUGCUGCCCAGCGUCAGGACCAUCACUUUACCUCCAAGGAGAUCUAUCAGCGGGAGAUCGGCAGCAAGUUGUCCAUCGCUAAUCGCGUGUUUUAUAAUUCCUAUCUUUGGUUGCAGAAGCUUGUGCUAUUGGAUCUCUAUCGACGACUUAUUCACGACUUACCGUAUGAAAAAUGGAUUCUUUCGUCCUAUCUUUCUGUCUUCUUCGUCACCUAUACGAUCGUUCAGGUCUUUACUUUUAGCGAGUGCAAGCCCUUUCACCUCUACUGGCAGGUCCUUCCUGACCCAGGCCCGUGUGCGCAAGCCCAGAUGCAACUUAUUGUGCUUGGUGUUCUCAAUAUCGUAACAGACUUUAUGCUCAUCGUCCUCCCGAUUCCGGUUAUCCUCAAACUCAAGGCGCCGCUAGCUCGAAAAGCCCAACUAUUUGCACUGUUCACACUUGGUAUAUUCAUCAUUACUAUUACCAUCAUCCGACUACCAAUCAACUCUUCGCAUCCAUAUAGCCAAGUCAACCGUACGACUUGGGCUAGCACUGAGCUCCUGACAGCUGCUAUCGUCGUCAAUGCGCCGACACUCUACUCAUUCUGGAAUAAAAGGCGGCGAGAAAAAUCCACCCCUCGUAAACAAGCGCAGGGUGACAGUGAUAAGGCUGAUGAUCGAAUUGCCAUGGAAACUAUAGGCGGCAGUACGUUUUCUAGUAGCGGAGGCCCGAAGCGCAAACCGACUGGAGGUAUUAUACAGACAAAGGAGGUGAUCGUGUCUGAGUACAGAAAAAGCGGCGACUAUAUUAAACUGCCCGACGAGCGAGAUCAUACGUCGCAGCAUUCCAGUUAGGACAAAAUAAGAAAAAAAGGAGAGUUCGAAUUUAAUGAUUAAAGAUACGACUAGCAUACGUCUUCUCUACACCCCAUCACGAAUCUCAUAUAAGCGACACUAUUCCAUUCUCUCACUCGCACGUUAUACGGACCAAGAUGCUGCAUCUU